CUGCUGUUGUGUUUCGGCCUGUCCAAGCCAGAGAAGGACGGAAGAAGAAGUGGGCCAAAUUCACAAUCAAUCCUUAUUCCUCCACAACCCUUCUUCUUCUUCUUCUUCUUCUUCUUCUUCUUCUUCUUCUUCUUCUUGAACUUAUGAAUUUCUGGGUCAUAUUGUCAACCUCGGUAGCUCUGGUUUCCAUUGUCUUGUAUCACUUACUUAGCGCCAAUACUAGUCUCAGAGAUUUGAAAUGGCUGUCAUCUUCGAUCUCGUCUUCAGAAGUAGCCGAUUUACUGGUUUAUAAUGGGAUACUCUACACUGGUGACCCUUCACUACUAUUUGCUGAUUCUAUGGCAAUUCGUGAUGGACGGAUUCUCCGAGUUGGGAACUAUUCAUUUGUUCAGGAAUCAACUGGAGAUAGAACUAGAGUUCUGAAUUUGCAGGGCAAGCUUGUGACGUCAGGAUUCAUUGAUUCACAUGUGCAUUUGAUUUUUGGAGGGUUGCAGAUGAUACGAGUUCAACUCCGAGAUGUGAGUAGCAAAGAACAAUUUAUCAACAAGGUGAAAGAUGCUAUAGCUGGUACGAAGAGUGGCUCUUGGAUAUUGGGUGGAGGCUGGAACAAUGAUCUUUGGGAUGGAAAAUUGCCUGAAGCAUCUUGGAUUGAUGACAUCACUCCUGAGAAUCCUGUCUGGCUGUCAAGGAUGGAUGGCCACAUGGGUUUGGCUAACUCAGUGGCAUUGCAAAUUGCUGGAAUUUCAGAUAGCACAAAAGAUCCAGCGGGUGGAAUUAUUAUGCGCCAGUCAAGUGGAGAACCUACUGGAUUGCUCAUUGAUUCUGCAAUGGAACUGGUCCUCCCUCACAUCCCAGAGGUCUCAGUAGAUGAAAGGAGAAAAGCUUUGGUAAAAGCCACUCACCUUGCCCUGAAGAGGGGUGUGACAACUGUUGUGGACUUUGGGAGAUAUUUUCCUGGUGCAUCUGUAGAGCAUCCAUGGGAAGAUCUUUCAGAUGUGUAUGGGUGGGCUGAUCUUUCAGGAAACUUGCAGAUCCGAGUUUGUUUAUUUUUCCCAAUAGAUACAUGGUCGCGCUUACAUGGUCUUAUUAAAGAGAAAGGUAAAAAACUGAGUGAAUGGAUUUAUUUAGGAGGCGUUAAAGCCUUUUCUGAUGGCUCCUUGGGCUCCAAUAGUGCUCUAUUUCACGAGCCAUAUCUUAACGAGCCUCAGAAUUAUGGGCUACAAGUGAGAGACUUUGGAGAAUUGUUCAAUUUAACUGUAGCAUCAGAUAGAUCUGGGCUUCAGGUUGCUAUACAUGCUAUUGGAGACAAAGCAGUUGACCUGAUCCUAGAUAUGUACAAACUAGUUGCUUCUCCAAAUGAAAUAAGGGACAGGAGAUUAAGGAUUGAGCAUGCUCAGCAUUUGGCACCUGGAACAGCAGACAGAUUUAGGAGAGGAAAAGUUGUUGCUUCAGUUCAGCCAGAUCACUUACUAUACGAUGCGGAUCCUGCAAUAAAAAAGCUUGGAGUAGAGAGAGCUCAAAAGGGCUCCUAUUUAUUUCAGUCUCUACUGGACAGCGGGGCACUAUUAGCAUUUGGUUCUGAUUGGCCAGUGGCAGAUAUCAAUCCUCUAAGCAACAUAAGGACAUCAAUGAAAAGAAUACCUUAUGGUUGGACCAGUUCCUGGAAUCCUUCGCAACAAAUUAAACUGACUGAUGCAUUAAACUCGCAUACAAUCUCUGCAGCUCAUGCAUGUUUCCUUGAAGAAGAAUUGGGUUCCUUAAGCCCCGGGAAAUUGGCAGAUUUUGUUGUAUUAUCAACCGAUUCAUGGGAAGAAUUCAGCAAAGAUGGAUCUGCUUCUGUUGUUGCAACUUUUGUUGGUGGUCAACAGGCCUAUCCUUAACUCAACAACAACAAAAGGAAGAAGUUUUCAUUUUAGUCAUCUGCUUAUUAUCUUUUUUUUGUUGUAAAGGAGGUGUUCAUAUUCAUUAUUGGAAUUAUUUGAUAUUUUCUUAAUCACUCUUGUCUUUAUUUUGUAAUUAUUGUUAAAGAGUUUAUAAAGACAACCUUGUACAA
Messenger RNA from Impatiens glandulifera, 2053 nucleotides. RefSeq names its product protein LONG AFTER FAR-RED 3. Bases 144 to 1880 code for a protein of 578 amino acids. Lineage: Eukaryota; Viridiplantae; Streptophyta; Magnoliopsida; Ericales; Balsaminaceae. Gene Ontology annotation, molecular function: hydrolase activity, acting on carbon-nitrogen (but not peptide) bonds. The transcript is spliced from 15 exons. The record is from RefSeq and is a predicted model, not a curated record.